GAUACGCUCAGCUACAAAGAAAAGCUUCAUCUUCUUUGUUCUGCCAUCGUCUGUCUGCUUUUUGCUUCCUCUCUCUCUCGUCCACACUCUGUCUCAUACCGCCCUCUUUUGAAGUCACCUACGAAUACGAGCAUUCAACCCGACCAGCUGCGAUAGAUUAUCUCACGCUUCUCUCUCUGCAUCAACGACGUCACGGCCGUCCUCUUCGACUCGACCCGACUCGAUAUUUGUCCAUACGAACGAGCGGAACAAAGGACCGUUUACUUUUCUACAUCUCGACGGAAUAGAUAGGCCUCUACCGCCAUUCUUUCCUUCUGUCACAUCUCUAGAGCAGCGGAAUCCAAGCCCAUCCAUCAUCUCCCUGUGCAUUGCAUACAUACCACAACCAUCACCAUGUCCACCAAACGCAUCUCCAAGGAAUUCGCCGAAGUCUCCCAAACCCCCAUCGAAGGCUUCCUCGUCACGCUCCCCCCCAACAACUCCGUCCACACCUGGCACGUCACCCUCCAGCCCCCAGCCUCAACCACCUUCUACCCGGGCCGCUUCGGCAUCGUCCUCACCCUCCCCACCGACUACCCCUUCAAGCCCCCCGUCGUCAAGUUCGUCACCCGCGUCUACCACCCAAACAUCACAAACGACUCCCUCGGCAACGUCUGCCUCGCCAUCCUCAAGGCCGAGAACUGGAAGCCCAGCACAAAGAUUGCCUCUGUGCUCGAGGCCCUGCGCAACCUGCUUGUCGAGCCCCAGCCUGACGACCCGCUGGAGGAGCGCAUUGCUGACGAGUACCGCAACGACAGGGAGGCGUGGGAGGCAAAGGCGAAGGCUGCCGUCACUAAGUAUGCCCUCGAAGACCCCGUCUUUCCGGCAUCAUAAAAGGUUUUCUUUCUUCAAUUUUUUUUUCCGCAUUAUUACCAGAGCAGGAGGGGGGGGGG
Molecule: messenger RNA, 932 nt
Organism: Trichoderma harzianum CBS 226.95
Lineage: Eukaryota; Fungi; Ascomycota; Sordariomycetes; Hypocreales; Hypocreaceae
Exons: 2
Coding region: 394-873 (159 amino acids)
Source: RefSeq, a predicted model, not a curated record